CUCUAGCAGUCUAGCUUACUCUCCUCUCCUCUCCUCUCCUCUCCUCGCUUUGUGUGUUUUCAAAAUUUCAGCUCUUGGCUACACUCCAAAAUACAAACAAACAAAACCAAGAAAAAAACUGGUGGAUGCAAUUGAGUUUGGAUAUGGCACCAAUCCUCCAAUGGCAUGCACCCCACGUCAGCAAACCGAACUCUCCUUCUCCAUCAAUACACAAACUCCUUAGCAUACCCAUUCCAAUACGAAAAAACACAAGAGGAAAAACUUCCCCUUCACUUCACCAUACCGUAAAUAUCUCCAAACAUCCUGGCCGGCCUGCCUAGCAACAUGGCGGCAGUGUCAGCAGACUGCCGGUUCUCCCUGACCGCGUCCCACGGCAGCAAUGGGCUGGCCAUGCCGGCGAGGAGGAGUUCUUCUUCGUCGAGGGUUGUUAAGUUUGGGAAUGGAGAGUUCAUGGGAAGCAAGCUCAAAACCACACCAUCACUGGUUUCUUCUCACAGAAGGAGUUGCUGUAACAAAGUUGCUAAGCAACCUGCAAUCAUGUCGGUCGCGGCUGAUUUAUUUGGGUCUAAGUUGAGGGAUGUUGAGAUGGAGAGAAGGGACCCAAGGACGGUUGUUGCAGUUAUUCUAGGAGGAGGAGCUGGUACUCGCCUCUUCCCUCUCACUAAACGCCGUGCCAAGCCAGCUGUCCCGAUCGGAGGUGCAUAUCGGCUAAUCGAUGUGCCAAUGAGCAACUGCAUCAACAGCGGGAUCAACAAGGUCUACAUUCUCACUCAGUACAACUCUGCUUCGCUAAACAGGCAUCUUGCUCGAGCUUACAACUUUGGCAGUGGAACCAACUUUGGAGACGGCUAUGUGGAGGCGCUGGCUGCAACUCAAACACCAGGGGAGACUGGAAAUAAGUGGUUUCAAGGGACUGCAGAUGCGGUUCGACAAUUCCAUUGGUUGUUCGAGGAUGCAAGGAGUAAGGAGAUUGAGGAUGUGCUGAUACUGUCAGGAGAUCAUCUCUAUCGUAUGGACUACAUGGACUUUGUUCAGAACCAUAGGCAGAGUGGAGCAGACAUCACUAUUUCUUCUCUGCCGAUAGAUGACAAACGUGCAUCAGACUUUGGUCUAAUGAAGAUAGACAACAAGGGAAGGGUCCUCUCCUUUAGUGAAAAGCCUAGAGGAAAAGAGCUCAAGGCAAUGGCAGUUGAUACUACAGUGCUAGGGCUCUCCAAAGAUGAAGCUGUGCAGAAACCAUACAUUGCCUCCAUGGGAGUUUACCUCUUCAAGAAAGAGAUACUGCUCAAUCUUCUCAGAUGGCGAUUCCCAACAGCUAAUGACUUUGGAUCCGAAAUAAUCCCAGCUUCAGCGAGCGAGUACCAUGUAAAGGCUUACUUGUUCAAUGAUUACUGGGAAGACAUUGGAACUGUUCGGUCAUUCUUCGAGGCAAAUCUCGCUCUUACAGAGCAUCCACCGAGGUUUAGUUUCUAUGAUGCUGCGAAGCCAAUUUACACAUCAAGGAGAAACCUGCCACCUAGCAACAUUCACAAAAGCAAGAUCGUCGAUUCAAUCAUCUCACACGGAAGCUUCUUGACAGACUGCUACAUUGAACACAGUGUUGUUGGCAUUCGAUCUAAAAUCAACUCUAAUGUCCAACUAAAGGACACAGUUAUGUUAGGAGCUGACUUCUAUGAAACUGAAGAUGAAGUAGCUUCAUUGGUGGCAGAAGGAAGAGUCCCUAUUGGGAUAGGAGAAAACACAAAAAUCAGAGAAUGCAUUAUUGACAAAAAUGCCCGAAUUGGGAAGAAUGUUAUCAUUGCUAACUCAGAGGGAAUACAAGAGGCUGACAGAACUUCUGAAGGCUUCUACAUUCGAUCUGGGGUUACAGUUAUUUUUAAAAACGCAGUCAUUGAAGAUGGACUUGUAAUAUAAAUAAAUUCCUUCACCCUUACAAUUCUUUGUUUUUGUUUGAAAUGUAAGCUAGCAGAAGAUACUGAUAAGGCCCAAGUUCCGAACAGUAAUACAACAUGUUAAGUUCUUUCUGAUCUACUAAACCGAUAGAAGAUCAAAUCUUUUUCUCCACAAGAAAAAGACGAAUUAGAG
Linum trigynum is the source of this 2085-nucleotide messenger RNA. NCBI's taxonomy places the organism in Eukaryota, Viridiplantae, Streptophyta, Magnoliopsida, Malpighiales, Linaceae. The record is from the annotation of a GenBank genome assembly.